AUCUGAUGAGAACUAUUUUCUUUUUAUUCAACGUGUUCGUAGAAAUAAUCUAUUACAGACAUGUCAACUUUAAGUUUUAGGUAUUCAUCUGUAAUACUUAGUUGAAAACGAGGGAUUAUCUAGGUAAAGAAAAUGAAUUUUAAAUCAACACUUUUCUAUAUUUAGUCUUUUUUUUCGACAUGUGAUUCAUUUUGAUACUUGAUAAUUAAUGUUUAAAUGUCUCAAAAGGAGUACUUCGAAAAAUAUUUAUUUUACUAUAAUAUCGUAACUAAUAGAAAUUAUUUUAUCUCGUUUAGCCAUUUUUAAUCGAUGGUUACAAAUUUGAUUUACGUGUAUAUGUUGCUGUAACAUCUUGUGAUCCAUUUCGAAUUUUUGUUUAUAAAGAUGGUCUAGCUCGUUUUACAACUCAUAAUUAUGAAGAACCAUCCAGUUCUAAUUGCAAAGAUAUUUUUAUGCAUUUAACAAAUUAUGCUAUUCAAAAACGUUCGGAUGAUUUUAUUCGUGAUGAAGAUACUGGUACUAAACGUCGAAUAACAACAAUUAAUCGUUGGUUAGUCGAACAUGGUUAUGAUAUAGUUAAAUUAUGGGCAGAUAUUGAUGAUGUUAUUAUAAAAGUUAUGAUUUCUGCUCAUGCUGUUCUUAAACAUAAUUACCGUGCCUGUUUUCCUCAUCAUUAUCGUGGUAGUGCCUGUUUUGAAAUUCUUGGUUUUGAUAUUUUACUUGAUCGUAAAUUAAAACCUUAUGUUCUUGAAGUAAAUCAUUCUCCAAGUUUUACUACAGAUUCAAAAUUAGAUCGUGAAAUAAAAGAUGCACUUAUAUAUGAUACUAUACUUCUAUUAAAUAUGCCUGCAGCUGAUAAAAGACGAUUUAUUGAAGAAGAAAGACGACGUGUUAAAGAAAGACUUUUUCAAAAAAUAAAUAAAAAAGAUAGUAAAUUUCGUGAAGAACAAGAAGAUCUUGCUCAACAAUGGCAAAAAGAAAUUGAAAGUUGGGAAAAUGAACAUAUGGGAAAUUAUCGAAGAAUAUAUCCUAUACCUGAUGAAACAGAAAAAUAUGAUCUAUUUUUUCUUCAAGCAAGUACACUUUAUUCGGAAACAGCUGCAUCAAAAGCAAGAAGUGAAGUGGCAAAAGCACAAAUUGAUGAAAUACAAAAGAAACAAGAUAAAUUUAAUUUACUUAAAAAUAGUAAAUUAGGUCCAAGUCCAAGUAUGAAUAAUUUAAAAGAAGCAUACGGUGAGAGUCCACUGAAAAGAUCUUUACCUAUUGUUAAAUCAUCAAGAAGUUCAUCAUUUAAUCGAAUUCAAUUAAAACGUCUUACAGCUAAUAUGAGUAUGACAACGCCACAUCAUCAAUCUGAUGCUGAUUCAUCGAAAGCUCUUGAUAUUGAUGAAACUGAAGAGAUAGAACGAUUGUUAUUACUUAAACAUCGAGAAACACUUAUUCGAACGAUGGGUAUUAUUGAUCUAUGUCAUCGAAUGUUAGCAAACUCUAGUGGCGUCGUGCCGAAUACACUAGCAGAAAACAAUAUAAUUACAGAAUCACUUGCACAACGUCGUAUGACGCAACAAGUUGAAGGAAUUGACACAUCUCAAAAUAUCUCUUUUCUUCAAUAUGGAAAUUCAAAAAUGCCGAAUACUCUACUAAAUCGUCAUUAUUCUGUAAAUGGUCCAUCAAAUCCAAUACUUCAACAAGGUUUUUCUACUCACACAUCAAAAUUCGAACCACGUAUGGUACGACAUAUAGAUAUAUUCAAUGAUAAAGUAAUUCAACCUCAAAAUGGAUCACUCUACAAUCGUUAUCAACAAGCAUUACGUUUAGCAGAAAAUAAUCAACAAUCAAGUCGUUUGUUUCUUCAAACAAAUGGAUUAUCAUCAACUACAACUAAUCUGUUACAUAAAACACCUAUUGCAACAACAAAUUUAUCAUUUGAUCCAUCAAUACGAACUAAAAGUGCGAAUACAGUAUCUCGGCAACGUUCAGGCAACCGUCAUUUAAGCUCGUAUGAUUCUAAUGAUAAUAAUAGUCUUCCAAAACAAGACAUAGUUACUAAUGGACCUUUAAUAUCAAUUGGAUAUCGAUUAAAAUCAUUUUCGUAA
This is a messenger RNA of Adineta steineri, 2096 nucleotides long. The record is from the annotation of a GenBank genome assembly. NCBI's taxonomy places the organism in Eukaryota, Metazoa, Rotifera, Eurotatoria, Adinetida, Adinetidae.